This is a messenger RNA of Chara braunii, 3351 nucleotides long. The record is from the annotation of a GenBank genome assembly. NCBI's taxonomy places the organism in Eukaryota, Viridiplantae, Streptophyta, Charophyceae, Charales, Characeae.
UAAGAGGGAGGAGAGUGGCGGAGGCCACGGGACUUACCUGGGAGCUUACCUGUGACGCCAUGGCUCCAGCUUCCUACCUGCAGCAAGGUGCCACCUUUCACAGCGGUGCCACGUCAGCGGUGCCAUGUCAGCAGUGCCACAUCAGCAGUGCCACGUCAACAGCAGUGCCACGUCAGCAGUGCCAUGUCAGCAGCAGUGCCAUGUCAGCAGUGCCACGUCAGCAGUGCCGCACCAGCAGUGCCAUGUCAGCAGUGCCACGUCAGCAGUGCCCCGUCACCAUGCCGGCUCCAGCUUUGUGCAUGCUGGGCCAACUUGCCGGCGAGUCCAUUGCCGAUUUCCGCAAGCGGAUCCAAGAUCAGCUCGCGCAGAUCGAGGCUGAGGAACAGCGCCAGGCGGAAGCCGAGGCUGCCCGUCCACAGGCUGAAGCAGAGGCAGCCGCUGAAAAGCAGCGCCUUCAAGCUGCAGCUGACGCAGAUGCCCAGGCCCGCUGCAAGCAGGCCCGAGAUCUGCUGCAGCGGCACGAAGCCGCCAGCGUCGACAGGCUCAAGUCUUGGCACUUUGAACCAUCCGAGGGCCACGACGACGCAACACCGGAAGAGCAACACGAGGAGUUUCUCUCCAAACUCGUGACCUGGUUGGUUUACACUUUGCUUAACCACAAGGGUCUGCACGAGGAUGCCACACGCGCACUUCAUACCCGUGUACAUGACUUGGAGCAAGCAGCAUCAAGACCAGAUGCUGGCGAACCCAGCAAUGCAGCCUCAACCCGCCAGUUGGAGCAACGACUCGACCAUGUACUCGCGAUGCUCGGCGACAUCAACACUUUCCCCGCACCAGCCAUCAUCAGCGAGCAGCUCGGCACCUUGAAGACCGAGGUUAGGCAGCUACAGCAGCCGCCCACCAACAAUGGCAGCACUGGUGCACCGCCACAGUACAAGAUGCCAACGUUCCGGAUUGAGAAGUUUGAUGACUAUACGCAUCAGGACCCAGUCAUCUGGUGGCAGGCCUUUACGAGGGAGAUUCAGAUUCAUCGGGUCCCCGACUACUUGUACAUCUCGGCGCUGUUCCUCAACGCCACGGGUGGAUGCCAGAUCUGGCUCAAUGACAUGGCAACCAUCCACGACGUCCAGGUCACCGACCUUCAUCAAAAGAUCUCAUGGGAAGAUCUGACGAAGGAAUGGAAGAAGCGGUUCAUCGUUGACGACGCCCCGGCGCUCGCCAUCAAUCGCCUCUUCGCCAUGACUCAAAGCAAAACACCGACACGCGACUGGAUCAUGGAAUGGCAAAAGAUUGUGGAAACACCCGAUCUCGACUUGCCAUUUUCGCAUCUGCGCUGCGAGUUCUACAACCGGUCGUGUGCCGCCUUGAGCCUCUCUCUCGGUGAUCGUGAAAAGUACACGACCUUCGCCGAAAUCAUCGAUAAGGCUCGUGAGAUCGUCAAGACCAACCGGGCUGCCACACACGAGAAAUCCGCGUCACAUCCUGCCUAUGUGAAGAAAGGAAAAUUUGCUUCGCCGCCAAUUUUCGUCGGGGACUCGACGUCAUGGUCAAGACCUGAGGAACUUGACCCGUUGACGAUUGCGGACUUCCAAUGGAUGCCCCUUCCCCCGAACGGUCGAUUGUCGAAACCGCAUUGCAACGUGCUCAUGGCACGAUUGCGGGAGUACUUGCACACUGCAGUACCAGCUCCGUUGAUGGAUGCUGGAGUAAAGGUUGUCGACUUUCGCGAUUACCUUGCGAAGAUCGACCGCGAGUACAAGACACAACGUCGGAGUUUGGGCGAGCAUGUGGCCCACCUGCAAACCGCCUUGGAGCGGCUACGACAAGCCAAGUACAAAGCCAACUGUGACAAAUGCGAAUUCGCGCGGGGCCAGGGAGACUUACCUGGGAGCUUACCUGUGACGCCAUCGCUCCAGCUCGUCUUCGCAAGGCGCCACCUUUCACAGCUCUUGGAGGUAGGCGGUCAGCUUCUGCGGGCGCUUGUCGGGAGGAUGUCUAUGCAGCUGCAGAAGGGGUCUGAGGUUGACGGGGGGGCAAUCUCGUUGGCCGCUUGGUUGGCAGACAUCAAUCAAGACAUGCUGGACAUCAUCUGGGAGCUGGAGGAGGGGCCGGAUCCCCAGCUCGAUGCCCUCAUUGAUUGGGGGUGGGCGGAUGCUCUGAUGGCUGUCUGUAACUCCCUUUUCGCCCAGGGAUCUCAUUUACGUGACCAACUCGAGGCUCGCGCCAUGGGAGUGGGUGGAGGUUUUGUUCCCACCAUCAAUUCUCCCGAUGAGGGAUCUACCAGUGAUGAAGGCACUGCCACUGCGACGGCCUUUCCCGCCAUCCUUCCUCACAAUACCACAAUCAAGUCAACAUCAACCAUACUACUGGACGGGGGUGACAACAACAUCCGCUAUUCUGUUAACCAAGAUGAUGAUGACGACUGCGGCUAUCACGGUGACGACGACGAUGGCAUUUCAGCCCAAGCGCGCCGCGGCAGGGGAAGACUGCAACACGGAUUUGUCAUCUCCUCCCCCCCCUCCGAUUGCGAUGCUGCUCAUCUCAUUUUUUGCAACGACAGCAACAAUACUGUUCUUACUGACACUCACAUCAUUGUUCACAACAACGGCGCCAAUACCAAUACCAACAACAAUAACAACAAGUGCAUCAACAACAACCCCAAUCACCACGUGGACGUUGGUGAUGCUCAAGGGAGCAGCGGGUUGCGCUAUAGCAUCGGGGUGGCUGUGCUUCUCAUCCCAGAGCUUCAUUUUCGGAAUCGGACUCAGCAGAGGGAGCCGUUGGAGGCGUCUGGUGGCGUCCGUUAUGCCGACGAUGAUGAUGAAGAUAAUGAUGAUGAUGAUGAUGAUGAUCAUGAUGAUGAUACUGAUGAUGAUGAUACUGAUGAUGAUGAUGAUGAUGAUGAUGAUGAUGAUGAUGAUGAAGCUGAUGAUGAAGAUGAUGAUGAUGAAACUGAUGAUGAAGAUGAUAAUGACUGGGCGUUCUAUUCAGGUGAAGACGGUAGUCUCCAUUCGAAAACUUCUCCUGCAGCUUCUUGUUGUUCUUCUUUCUCCAGCCUUCCCCGUUCACUAUGGUUUCUUGACUACCAGUUUGGGAACCACCCUUACCUUUACCCGCUUGAACAACAAAUAUGCGGCUUGUUUACGCCCGCAACUUCUGGGGGUCGGGGUACUGGAACAAAAUGGCUGGCAGCGCCUGUCAAAAUGAGGUCCGGCGAUCAAGGCAUUUUCAGGCUUGGCUUCAAUAUCGGGCGAGGUGUAGCUCCCCACCACUAGAUGGAGCAGCCCGGUAGGCAAACCCUGAAUCUCGGUGGUGCUCUUAUCACUACCAGGAUAAAGGUUUUGCACAAGG